AGGAGGAUUUAUUAUCGAAGCCGCAUUUGUCGAGGAGAGUGCGUGGGAAAGACAGUCAUCAGACUGUGCCAUUGCAUCUGAUCCCAAGCCAUCCAUGCAUUGGACUAGAGAUAGAAUCUGACAGCACGAGAUAGCAAGAAAGAAUAGUACACUGUACAUGCAGAAUGCUGAGACGAAAAGCAGGCAAGGAUCUGGCAGAGACGGACACGAACUCCCAGGUGUCCAUUCCUCUGGGUGGUGCUACCGUUGGUACCGUUGGUACUAGCAGUGGUAUCUAUAGUAGUGGAGAUGGCGGAACCGCGACACAAGCCCGCCAUCGUCGAAAACGAAAGAGCCACGGAUGGAUGAAAUCUUGUUGGGUACGGUUAUCAGGGAUCAUACCAGGAUCUACCAGUAGCAGGUCUUCCCGCAGAAAGAUUGAGUCUGGGUUGGCAGCCAACCAUUUGCAGAUGCACACAAAUUCCAGGGCAAAGGACAAGUGCACUGGUUGGAUUGCAAUUGUGUUUCUACUAGUGGUCUUGCUAGGAGCAUUCCACUACUAUACAGGUACCCUGGAAAUUGCCAAACACAAGUACUUAGUCCUACCAUCCAACACCAACCUACCAGAAAGCUUGAUUUCUGAAGUACUAGAAUCAGAGUUGCGAUUAUCCAUAGAAGACCAUGAGGCACUCUCACUAUUGAUACUGAUGCAUGCAGAUUCCACGACGACAAUAAGACGAGGAAUCCACUAUCCCAGAGAACUGGGCCAUAAACAGCAAAGGGAGAUGCAGUAUGUGGACUUUGGAAACAUCCACUUGAGACUCCUCCCCAAUGAUGAGCAAAAGAGACAAAUAUACAGACUCAUUCAAGACUUGCAGGGAGAUCCAAGGAGUCUCAAUGAGGCCAGAGACGAUGACUAUGAUGGAUACUAUGCAUUUGAUGAUGACAUUGAGAAGAAUCCUUACAGUGACUACGAUGACUACACUCCUUCCAUGGAAGGACGAUGUCGUAGGGUGGCCUGGCACAGGUACAAUCUUCCGAAUUGCAAUGCCAUGCAUGAACUGGACCUGGUCACAAAUACACCAAGAUUUGUGGGGGAUGGCGCCUAUCGUGAAGUCUUUGUCACGGAACAGCCUUACAUGGCAGCCCAAGAACAAAUGAUAUUCAAGGAAAUACGCUGGGACUUGGAUCACGGCGUGGAUAGCUUUGAAUAUGUUCGGAUGGAUGCCUUUGUCACGGAACGACUCACUUCCAACCAACACAUUGUCGACAUUUUUGGAUUUUGUGGGCUAUCCAUGCUCACCGAGUACUUUCCGUUUGGUGAUAUUGAAAAGGAUGUGGUGGGCUUUCAGGAUCACGACAAGAACUUUAAUCCAUUGAACGACAAAGUACUCAAGCCACUCAACAACUAUACCGCAGCGGAGAAACUACAAUUAGCAUUGAACAUGGCGGAACCAGUGGCGGCUCUUCACAACUUCAAGGACGGAGUCAUUGUGCACGAUGAUAUACAGUUGUGUCAGUAUCUAUGGACAGAAGAAGAGGGAAUUGGGGUCAAACUCAAUGACUUUAAUCGGGCUGAAAUCAUGUUGUGGGAUGAGCAGGCACAACAGUAUUGCAAGUACAAGAAUGGAAGGGGUCAUGGUGAUUGGCGUGCUCCAGAAGAGUUCAAAGAUCUCCCUCUAGAUGAAUUCAUUGACGUAUGGUCAUUGGGAAACAACUUCUACUCGCUGUUAACCGGUGUCUACCCCUAUUUCAAUGUCGAGAAAGACAAGGAUAUUCAGCAAAUGGUAAAAGACGGCGAGAAGCCACUCAUUGAUCCACGAUACGUAGACUCUUCAUUUGCAGAACGGAAGCUGGUAGAUGUGAUACUUCGAUGCUUUGAGUACGACCCAGAGUUGCGGGCAGACAUCAACGAGAUCAGGCGAAUGCUCAAGGAAGCUAUAGUUGAAAAUGAACAAAGGGAGAAGGAAAAAGCCAAACGGAUAGCAGAGGCUAAACGAAAAGAAAGGGAGGCCGCUUCGAAACAGGUAGAAGCUAAUAGAGCUCGGCAGGCGGAGGAAGAAGCCCAAGAUCAAUCUGAGGCCGAACGUCUGCGAAUCGAAGAAGAAGCACAGGAAAAGGCGGAAUCGGAAAGGAUUGAACAGGAGGCACUUCGGAGGGCUGAUGAGCAAAUAAGGCAACAAGAAGCGGAGAAACGCUCACCAGCCCAGCGGGAUGAGCCUCAGGAAUAAGCUGGGAAACAAGCCAAGGUUGAUGGAAAGAACGAAGAGGACGGGGCUGUAGCCAAGGAACAACGAGGUAGCUGAACAACUUCGCGACGUCGCCCGGGAAGGAAAUUAAGGAGGACUCCACGUGAACAAUUAACUCAACCAACGGAUUCCCAGCGCGCUAGUUUGCCGAGUGAGAGCCAAGUUUGCUGCUGGCCCGUGCCUGUAUGUAGACUACAGCAAGAGCAUACUGAGCGCCAAGAGGACACCACUGACCAUGCUUGUUUGUGCAGCUGCCAUAGCUCCUGAAUUUCGCAAGUUGCUAACGUCCCGGUCUUCUUCGGCGUCGAUGGUUCGUUCGACGGCUGCCACUUCAGUUCCGACGUCGGCAGCCAUGCUACAGAUUUCCGGCCCGGUCAUGUUCAAGAACUCUGACGGAUGAUAACAGGUUUCAUCCUUUUAAUAAAAUAGUGCAGGGGCACUGGGAGCAUAACAUCCACCCGCAAUCCAGGCACAGUCGAUUCGGCUAUUGAGACAUGGUUCACAUUCGGGGAAUCCAGUGCAGGGAUGAUCAUCCAUUGCUGUUGCAUUGUUGGCAUC
Messenger RNA from Seminavis robusta, 2786 nucleotides. The record is from the annotation of a GenBank genome assembly. NCBI's taxonomy places the organism in Eukaryota, Bacillariophyta, Bacillariophyceae, Naviculales, Naviculaceae.